This is a messenger RNA of Lacerta agilis (Sand lizard), 1789 nucleotides long. It is a transcript of the gene PMPCB, whose product is annotated as peptidase, mitochondrial processing subunit beta. The transcript has 13 exons. Lineage: Eukaryota; Metazoa; Chordata; Lepidosauria; Squamata; Lacertidae. Gene Ontology annotation, molecular function: metalloendopeptidase activity; metal ion binding. The record is from RefSeq and is a predicted model, not a curated record. The coding region runs from base 66 to 1529 and encodes 487 amino acids. Gene Ontology annotation, cellular component: mitochondrion.
CCCCUUAUGACUCUCUAUUCCGGAAAUGCUCCCGGCUCCGCCGACCGCUCGGCCACGGCAGUAAAAUGGCGGCGGCCGCGGGUCGGCUGGCGGGCGGGCGUCUCCUGUGGGCCUGCCCGGGCCUCCUCCUUUCGCGGACCUCAGCCUUAGGGAAACGGUCUGUACAUCUUGGGAGAAGCAGAUUCAGAGCUACCAAGGCAGUAUCCCAAAUUGCCCUAAAUGUUCCUGAGACGAAGGUAUCUUCUCUAGAUAACGGCUUGAGGGUAGCAUCUGAAGAUUCUGGGAUUUCAACAUGCACAGUGGGACUUUGGAUCGACGCUGGAAGCAGAUAUGAAAAUGAGAAAAACAACGGAACAGCUCACUUCCUGGAGCAUAUGGCUUUUAAGGGGACAAAAAAAAGGUCGCAGUUGGAUCUGGAACUGGAGAUUGAAAACAUGGGAGCUCACCUUAAUGCUUAUACAUCAAGAGAACAAACUGUAUAUUAUGCAAAGGCUUUCUCAAAAGACCUGCCAAGAGCUGUGGAGAUUCUUGCUGAUAUCAUACAGAACAGCACACUUGGGGAGGCAGAGAUUGAACGGGAGCGAGGAGUGAUCCUUCGAGAAAUGCAGGAAGUUGAGACUAAUUUACAGGAAGUUGUCUUUGACUAUCUUCAUGCCACGGCUUAUCAAAAUACAUCACUGGGACGGACCAUAUUAGGACCCACAGAAAACAUAAAGUCCAUUAACCGUAAUGACUUGGUGGAGUAUAUUACAACACAUUAUAAAGGACCCAGAAUGGUACUUGCUGCUGCAGGAGGAGUCGCUCAUGACGAAUUGCUGGAACUAGCCAAGUACCAUUUUGGUAACUUGCCAUCUAUUGCAAAAGGAGGAGCGCCAGCUUUGCCCCCUUGCCGGUUCACGGGCAGUGAAAUUCGUGUGCGAGAUGAUAAGAUGCCUCUGGCCCACAUUGCGAUAGCUGUUGAAGCAGCCGGCUGGUGUCACCCGGACACCAUUCCUCUCAUGGUGGCAAAUACUCUGAUAGGCAACUGGGAUCGUUCCUUCGGAGGCGGCGUGAAUCUGUCUAGUAAGCUCGCUCAGGUUGCAUGUCAUGGCAACGUUUGCCAUAGCUUCCAGUCCUUCAACACCUGCUACACAGAUACUGGAUUGUGGGGUGUCUAUAUGGUUUGUGAGGGAUCAACCAUUGAGGACAUGAUGCACUUUGUUCAGAGAGAAUGGAUACGACUGUGUACUAGUGUUACUGAAAGUGAGGUUGCACGUGCGAAGAAUCUCUUGAAAACCAACAUGCUGUUACAACUGGAUGGUUCCACUCCCAUUUGUGAAGACAUUGGACGACAAAUGUUGUGUUACAAUCGUCGAAUCCCAAUUCCUGAACUUGAAGCAAGAAUUGAAGCAAUUGAUGCUCAAACAAUCAAAGAAGUCUGCACGAAGUAUAUUUAUGAUAAGUGCCCUGCAAUUGCUGCUGUUGGGCCGCUUGAACAACUCCCUGAUUACAACAGACUCCGUAGUGGAAUGUACUGGCUUCGUGCUUGACAUUUAUCGUAAAGCUUUCCUGGAGGCUUAAGGGAUGCUUUGUAGAGAUUUGCGAUGAUGGCUUUGAACUUUCAAGACUGGCAAACUGAUUCCUCCCCCCUUAACUAAAACUUUGCUUUGCUGUUCAACAACAAACCCAAGUGUGCUGCCUGAAGGACUUCUUUAAAACAUACAAAACAAAGUUCACUACAUGACAUUUUGUCUUGUGUUUCCACAAAGAAAUGUACAGCUAUCUAUAUAAAUAAAAAAGCCGUAUUAUA